Molecule: messenger RNA, 535 nt
Organism: Durio zibethinus
Lineage: Eukaryota; Viridiplantae; Streptophyta; Magnoliopsida; Malvales; Malvaceae
Source: RefSeq, a predicted model, not a curated record
UUCUUCCGAAAUCCGAAGCGAUAAACAUUAGAAAACACCCAUGGAUAUGCUGACGUCUAAAGAAUAUUUUGAACCCUGUUGCGAGUGGAGGAGUGGAAAAGAGUCGGAUGCAAUUGAUAUUGAGCUUUAUGGUUUCGAUAUGCAAGACGUGAAAGUCACACUUAAGAAAGUUGAUGAUGAGGGAAAUUCUACAAUAUCAAUCAUCGCAGAAUCUCCCAGACGCAUUCAGAAGAAAAUUGAUAUUCCAAAAGAUUAUGAUGUAGAUAAAAUACGUGCAGUAUUUUGUAGUGGUAAUCUCAGUCUAGAGCUACCUAAGAAAGCUGCUCCAAAUAAGCUCGAAAUUUCAAAGCAAAAAUUUGAAAUAAUAAAAAUUUUACAAGAAUCAGCUGAAGACAUGCAAAAGAAAAUUUUUUCUGCCGCAAAAAAUUCCUAUCCAAAGCUAAAAGUUGCAGCAGUUGGUUCAUUGUUUCUGGCUAGUAUGUUAUUUGCAUACAAAUGUUAUACCGAAUGUUACGGUGUUGAAUCUAUAGCUUAA